Messenger RNA from Acanthoscelides obtectus, 3667 nucleotides. Lineage: Eukaryota; Metazoa; Arthropoda; Insecta; Coleoptera; Chrysomelidae. The record is from the annotation of a GenBank genome assembly.
GUUUUAUCGUUAUCGGUUGAGAGGCUCGCCUCGUGAGUACGUUAUUACAGUGGCGUAAUUUGGGGUAACAAGGUCCUCUUUGAGUAGUCCAAACAAUCAUAUUUGACAGACUUGAUGUAACUUAACCCUUUGGUAUUUAGGUUUCUGCCUACGCGGUUGGUUCGGUAUAAAAAAAGCAAGUUAAUAGUGUACGAGUGAUCAUCAGACUUGAGAAAUAUGAUUUCGGAGGGACAACAAAGAAUAUAAGUGCGGGAAUUUCCUGGUAUCGUCGGUUUCCUAUGUUGGGGCGUCAUGGUGCAAAGAUCUUGGCGAGUACUUUCGCCUUUGACUCGCAGUCAUAUUUAAAUCUUCCAUGCAGUUUUGCAAAGCUGAAUACAAUCAAAAACAAUAAAGAAUAUCAUUAUCGGAAUUUUCCAUAUUUUGAAUGCACCCGGUAGACACUUAAUUUAAAUAUAGCACUACGGUUGAAACGAUACGUUUUAUUAUAGAAAUAAUUUGUGAUAACAUGUUGAAAUAUAUUAUUGGCAUUAGAAAUUUUUCUCAACAAAAUACGUAAUAUACAUGUAUCUGCAUAGUUUUAUCGUUAUCGGUUGGGAGGCUCGCCUCGUGAGUACGUUAUUAAGUUACAGUGACGUAAUUUGGGGUAACAAGUAGUCUAAAGAAUCAUAUUUGACAGAAUUGAUGUAACUUAAACCUUUGCGGGCAGCGUAAACUUUUUAUUGAGAAAUCGUACAUUUUGUAUUAUAGUUUUGUUGAAUCAGAACUAGUGAGUACGAAUGACCCUUCAUAAUUAUGACAUAGAUACAGUAUUACCAGCAUCACACAUCAGCCGGUCAUCGCCCGCUCAGCUGUCACUUUCGCGCUAAAAUUUAGCAUUCUUGCAUCAAUUUCAUUAUCCCGACUUUCAGCUUAGUAAUUUGACCCAUUCAAAAAAUAAAGUGGGGGAACUUUUUUGCAAACCACUGUGAAAUUUACACCAUACGAUUGCUAUUUGCCUGUUGGGCAGACGCUAAUGCAACACAAAAGGCGCGAUGCGUAUAAUAUCCAUAUAACAUUUCAAAAAUAAUGAUCAUGAUGCUCGUCGCAGUAUGCAAACAUCAAUUUAUUUAUUUUACUUUGUUACAGAAUUGAAAAAACCUAUGGCCGAGAAACAAACCCAAUUUUCAUUAGUGCCAAAAAUCGUCAAUGGAGGUAUUGCAGGAAUUAUCGGAGUCACAUGUGUCUUCCCACUUGAUCUUGUCAAGACCAGAUUACAGAACCAACAAGUUGGGCCAAAUGGCGAGAAAAUGUACAACAGCAUGGUGGAUGCGUUCAAGAAAACUCAUAAGGCGGAAGGAUUUUUAGGAAUGUAUAGAGGGUCAGCUGUCAACAUAUUGCUAAUAACACCAGAAAAGGCGAUCAAAUUAGCGGCAAAUGAUUUUUUUAGGUAUCAUCUCCAAACAAAAGAAAAGACGCUUCCAAUGUACCGGCAGAUGUUGGCUGGAGGUUUAGCUGGCUUAUGUCAGAUAGUUGUUACGACACCUAUGGAAUUAUUAAAAAUUCAGAUGCAAGAUGCUGGUAGAGUAGCAGCACAAGCACUUUUAGUUGGUAAAACUGUCCAGAAAACAUCUGCAACUGAGCUGGCUUUGGGUCUGCUGAAACAGCAUGGAAUUUUAGGACUCUACAAAGGAACAGGAGCUACAAUGUUGAGGGACGUCUCAUUUUCUGUGAUAUACUUUCCUUUGUUCGCCACUUUGAACAACUUAGGGCCUAGGAAAUCUGAUGGUUCAGGUGAAGCAGUAUUCUGGUGUUCCUUCCUUUCAGGAUGCACAGCAGGUUCUUUUGCAGCAUUAGCAGUGAACCCAUUCGACGUAAUCAAAACAAGGCUACAAGCUUUGACAAAAGCCGAAGGAGAAAGGUCUUAUUCUGGAAUUGGAAAUGCAUUUAUAAACAUCCUCCGAUAUGAAGGCCCCACGGCAUUCUUCAAAGGUGGUGCUUGUCGUAUGAUCGUCAUAGCUCCACUGUUCGGCAUAGCACAAACCGUGUACUAUCUAGGCGUUGCUGAAAAGCUACUGGGCUACAAAAAAAGCUAAACGAUACGCUUAUAUCAAUAGAUGUUUUUUGAUUUUAAGCAAUUUGGAGUAAUAAGAACGCAUUAUCUUUGAGUUAACACUAUGAAAUGAAGAGAGAGCAGAAAAACGUUUAUUUGUAUAGAAUAAGUUCCUAAAAGGUAUUCAUCGUUUGUUCGUGUCAAACACGCAUAGUUUUAGUUUAUUACUAUCGAUUUUGCAGAUUCUGCUUUAUUUUUAUAUCAAAUCAAAAAAAUACAUUAUAUCAAACCCGCUCUUUACACUAUACUAUAUAGAAUCAUAAACGCUGCUUUGCUUACAGAUAUUUUGACAUUCUCUGACACUUGACAAAAUGUCGAUCGUGUCUGCCAGAAGUGUUAAAUGCCAUUUUAAUCCAUCCUUGGAUGCAGUUUAUUAUGAAGCCAAACGAUGAAUUUCGAGAAGUGCAUGAUUUGUAUUGUUUAUGAUUUAGUUCGUUGUAGAACUAAUAUUUUUGUGGAGUAUCCUAUGGUGAAAUAACAAUGUAUAAAAGGGUUUGUAAGAUGAAACGUAUCAAUACAAAUGCUAUUCUGUACAUAAUAUCUUUCAACGUGUGCAGUUACAUCCGUACGAUGAUAUAUCCACUGAAUGAUGUGUUAAGAAAUCAGUUUUAUUUGCUCUCUUAUACAAGUUCUUCGCACUAUUCGACUUCAAGUCUCGUUGCUUAGCAGUUAUUUAAGGACUAUGGACCGAAUCAAAACUAAUCCAUUUUAAUUUGUGAUAUGCAGUUGUUAGCUUGGACUUUUCCAGUAUUAUACUUUUAAUUUACUUUUUGUUAUUUUAUUUUCGUAUACAUGUUUUUGUAGCAAUAAUUUUAUUUUCUGUGAGCUUUUUCCUCUCUUUAUAAAAGUUAGCUAUUUAUUAGUAGGAAACUCUCUAUAGACAAUAAAGCGAAGCGCUUAAAUCAGUCAUGCCAUUAUUUUUAUAAUUUUUGCAAUAUUUUUCGGAAAAUUGAAAUUAUCUUUAUAGCUUGAUAUUUGCUUGUGUUAGUGAUCAAUUAUUUCAAGUUGAAUCAUCAAUAUUUUAUGUUAUGUAUUGCAGAUAGCAUUGCGUGGAGGGUAAUUAAAUCUUUUCAUGAAUUCGGGAAAACUAAAAAAAAAUCAACGAAAUCAAUCAUAUUUUCAUAGUUUUACACCUGAUUAUUAAAACAGACCAUAGUAUAUCAUUUAGUAUACGUAUGCUAUCUGGAGUAUGUAUGUCUAAUUUUUUUAACUCACAUUAGUCAUAUUAGACGACCAGGGUCUCAUUUUGUUACUCUUCAAUUUUAGUGGAAUGUUUGAUAUGUUAAAUUAAAAUAGAUUUUUCUCUCUUGAUGUGCCGAUAAAGUACACGUUAAGGUACAAGACUCGGCUUAUUUUUAUUUAAUUAGAUCACAAUUAUAUUCGAAUUUAGUUGAAUAUGACACAUAGUAUUUUAUAGCACACCAACCAUUCCUCUAAUAUAUUUUCCCGUAUGAACAAAUGUUAAUUGUAUUUUUGUCAAUUAUAGAUUGUACAGUAAAAUGCGUGAAAAUGAAAAUUUACAUGUAAACUAAAAGAUGCUGUUAUUAAAUGUCUCAUCAAUAAAUGUGAAAACUGUUA